AUGUCCGCCGCUACUCGCGCCAAGGCGGCCGCGAUCACCUCGACCAAGCCGUCACAGCCCGUCAAGGCCGGAAGCAAGCGUAACGUCUUAGGAGCAGUCACCAACAUUAGGGAGGACCACGGAGAAGUUGCCAAGAAGCCUGCCAGGAGUACCGCCCAGCGCCAACCGUUGAGCAACCGCUCUCAGACCUUUGACAACAACCGAGGGACGACCACCACCCGUGCGACCCGUGCUGCCGCUGCUCAGGUCUUUGCGCAGCCUGAACCUGUCGAGGUCGAGGUUGUCUCGCGCGAGACGGCCCGCAUCGACCUCCAGAGCAACAAUGUCAUUGUCGAGGAUGAGUACGAGGACGACGAGAAGACGGUCGGAGCGCGCAGCGACGACAUGGACGAGGACGAGGAUGAUGAGUUUGACGACGAGGACUGGCUCCGCAUGAGCCCCGAGGAGGAGCUCGCGGCCCGGCAGGAGCUCAUGGCCGUGAAGGACACGUUCCAGGACGACAUUGACAUGUUUGACACGACCAUGGUUGCCGAGUACGCCGAUGAGAUCUUUGCGCACAUGGAGGAGAUGGAGCUCGCGACAAUGCCGAACCCUCGGUACAUGGACUUCCAGUCGGAGGUUGAGUGGACAAUGCGCACGACGCUGGUCGACUGGCUGCUGCAGGUGCACCUCCGCUACCACCUGCUUCCCGAGACGCUCUGGAUCGCUGUCAACAUUCUUGACCGCUUCCUGUCUGUGCGCGUGGUGUCGACGCAAAAGCUGCAGCUUGUCGGUCUCACUGCUCUGUUUAUUGCGGCCAAGUACGAGGAGAUUCUUGCACCGAGCGUCGACGAGUUUGUCUACAUGGCCGACAACGGGUACACGAAGGACGAGAUUCUGAAGGGUGAGCGUAUCAUUCUGCAGACGCUCGACUUCAACAUUUCGGCCUACUGCACGCCGUACUCGUGGGUGCGCCGCAUCUCCAAGGCGGACGACUAUGACAUCCAGACGCGCACGCUGUCCAAGUUCCUGAUGGAGGUGACGCUGCUCGACCACCGGUUCCUGCGAUGCAAGCCGAGCAUGAUCGCCGCCGUGGGCAUGUACCUGUCGCGCAAGAUGCUGGGGUCGGACUGGAACGACGCCUUUGUGUUCUACUCCGAGUUCACCGAGUCGCAGCUCCGGACGGCAGCCGACAUGAUCUGCGAGCGUCUCGUCGAGGACGGAUUCGAGCGCGUGUUCGUCUACGUGAAAUACUCGAGCAAGAAAUUCCUGCGCGCGUCGGCGUACGCGUGCGACUGGGCCAUGACAAACUACCGUCCCGCCGAGUAA
Trichosporon asahii var. asahii CBS 2479 is the source of this 1308-nucleotide messenger RNA. RefSeq lists its product as uncharacterized. The record is from RefSeq and is a predicted model, not a curated record. Gene Ontology annotation, cellular component: cyclin-dependent protein kinase holoenzyme complex; cytoplasm; centrosome. The transcript has 4 exons. Gene Ontology annotation, biological process: G2/M transition of mitotic cell cycle; regulation of cyclin-dependent protein serine/threonine kinase activity. Gene Ontology annotation, molecular function: cyclin-dependent protein serine/threonine kinase regulator activity. Lineage: Eukaryota; Fungi; Basidiomycota; Tremellomycetes; Trichosporonales; Trichosporonaceae. Bases 1 to 1308 code for a protein of 435 amino acids.